AUGUCUGAUGGACGUGAAAGGCUGUCUGGCUCCAGUUUUUUAGAAGGUCGCUCGGGUGGACCCAAAACAACGGAGUGUGAAGCUCAAGCAUCGAAUCCGGACGGAGAGCAAGGAAAUGAAGAUAUAUUACUUCACGAUAGUAGUGGUGAUCAACUAAAGAAGAGUAUUUCCAAACCAACUGUCAACUCAUUGUCACCGACUGAAAGUAAUCCGCCGUCCUUGAACUCGGAUCCUGCAUCGUGGCCUAGAAUUGUAGGAGCUGCAGAGAGAAAUUUUUUGGUGACACUUGGUCCACCUAAACCUUUGUAUGAUUAUAGAUUUCCGUGUGAUGUCACUGGUCGUAAAUUUAGUUCAGAGUAUUAUACUCGUCGUUUAAGAAAUGGGGAGCAAGUCCCAAGAGACUGGUUAGUUUACUCUAUUUCAAAAAACUGCAUGUAUAGUUUCUGUUAUAAACUUUUCGGCUACAUGUCUAGUUCUCUUUCAAAAGAACUUUUUAUGAGUUGGAAGCACAUUGCUGAAACUUUAACAGAGCACGAAACUUCUAAACAUCAAAUUCAGGCUCAAAAAUCUUGGUUAGAAUUCAGUCAAAGGUUAAAAAUCAGUCAAACUAUAGACCCAGCUGCUUAA
Messenger RNA from Schistocerca gregaria, 627 nucleotides. RefSeq names its product zinc finger MYM-type protein 5-like. Lineage: Eukaryota; Metazoa; Arthropoda; Insecta; Orthoptera; Acrididae. Bases 1 to 627 code for a protein of 208 amino acids. The record is from RefSeq and is a predicted model, not a curated record. The transcript is spliced from 2 exons.